AUGCACUUCUUCCGUCCCCUUGUCUUCUGUGUCGUGGCCAGCUUGGCCGGUGUAGUCACGACGGCCCCCUUGAGCAAAGGCCUCAAACCCGACGAUCUCGCCAAUGAAAUCAUGUACGAGGCUCAUUCCGCGGCCAACUCUGCGUCGAAGGCCCCGGCCAUCUCCACGGCGGCCUACGGUCUCUCCGCCUCGGCCAUCUCUGUCCCCGUCGAAGUCACCGCCGUCGCCACUCCCUCCGCCGCCGCUCCCGUGGCCCCGCCUGUUUUUACCAUUCUCACCAAGGUUGUCACCGCCGGCGGCGUCGCCUCCGCCGCCUACCCUACCUCCACCUCCACCGCCUCGCCGGCCGCGGCCCCGGCCAACAUGGUCCCUUCCCAGGAGUCGGUCUCGGGUAUGAACCCCUUUACCAACCCUUUCUGGGAGUCUUGGAACGCCGAGUGGAACCGUCAAAAGGAGGCGGCGGAGGCAGCGGCAGCCGCCGACAAGACCAAAGCACCAGUGGUGGAAGGCGAAGCAGCAGCUGUCGCCGCAACCACGGCGGCGACAGCGGCAGGACAGAAAGGCAAGGAUUUAUCGCCAGAAGAACAGAUAGCCGAAGAUCGUCGAAAGCAAGAGGAAGAAAUCAAGAAAAAGUUAAAGAGCGAAGAGGAGAAGCAAAAGUAUCAAGAGUCCAACUUUGACGUCUACGAAAACCUCAUGCCGGGUUGCCCCCCCAAGUACAUAGGGAACGGGAUCGAGGUCUCGGUGUGGAUGUAUUGUUUCUUCGGGCAUGAGAUGUAUCAUGGUGGGGAUCACUGGUAUUGA
Molecule: messenger RNA, 804 nt
Organism: Exophiala oligosperma
Lineage: Eukaryota; Fungi; Ascomycota; Eurotiomycetes; Chaetothyriales; Herpotrichiellaceae
Exons: 1
Coding region: 1-804 (267 amino acids)
Source: RefSeq, a predicted model, not a curated record